CGGCGACGCCCGAGGGCCAUGCGGACGCCCUCGAGAAGCGCGACGGUUCUGCCCCUCCCGUAGCCCCCUCGGCCUGUUCGGUGGCGAUCUGGGCGCCAUGGAGACUCCAUAUUCGAUGACAGCGCACUACGACGAGUUUCAGGAGGUCAAGUACGUGAGCCGCUGUGGCGCGGGAGGCUCACGGGGGGCGUCGCUGCCCCCCGGCUUCCCGCUGAGCGCGGGGCGCGGCGCCACCGGAGCCCGGGCUGGGCUCCCCCGCUGGAACCGGCGCGAGAUAUGCCUACUGUCGGGGCUGGUGUUCGCCGCCGGCCUGUGUGCCAUUUUGGCUGCCAUGCUGGCGCUCAAGUACCUGGGCCCGGGCGCCGGGGGCGGCGCCGCCUGUGCCGAGGGCUGCCCAGAGCGCAAGGCCUUCGCGCGCGCCGCCCGCUUCCUGGCCGCCAACUUGGACGCCAGCAUCGACCCGUGCCAGGACUUCUAUUCGUUCGCGUGCGGCGGCUGGCUGCGGCGCCACGCCAUCCCCGACGACAAGCUCACCUACGGCACGAUCGCGGCCAUCGGUGAGCAGAACGAGGAGCGCCUGCGGCGCUUGCUAGCCCGGCCGGCGGGCGGGCCGGGCGGCGCGGCCCAGCGCAAGGUGCGCGCCUUCUUCCGUUCUUGUCUCGACAUGCGCGAAAUCGAGCGGCUCGGGCCCCGGCCCAUGCUCGAGGUCAUCGAGGACUGCGGGGGCUGGGACGUGGGCGGCGCGGCUGAGCGCCCAGGGACUGCAGCGCGCUGGGACCUGAACCGGCUGCUGUACAAGGCGCAGGGCGUGUACAGUGCGGCCGCGCUCUUCUCGCUCACGGUCAGCCUGGACGACAGAAACUCCUCGCGCUACGUCAUCCGCAUUGACCAGGACGGGCUCACCCUGCCGGAGAGGACCCUGUACUUGGCUCAGGAUGAGGAGAGUGAGAAGGUGCUGGCGGCCUACAGGGUGUUCAUGGAGCGCCUGCUCCGCCUGCUGGGCGCAGAGCACGUGGAGCAGAAGGCGCAAGAGAUCCUGCAGCUGGAGCAGCGUUUGGCCAACAUCACAGUGUCCGAGUAUGAUGACCUCCGCAGAGACGUCAGCUCCGUGUAUAGCAAAGUGACGCUGGGCCAGCUGCAGAAGAUCACCCCCCACCUGCGGUGGAAGUGGUUGCUGGACCAGAUCUUCCAGGAGGACUUCUCCGAGGAUGAGGAGGUGGUGCUGCUGGCCACGGACUACAUGCAGCAGGUGUCACAGCUCAUCCGCUCCACACCCCGCAGGAUCAUGCACAACUACCUGGUGUGGCGAGUGGUGGUCGUCCUGAGCGAGCACUUGUCUUCCCCUUUCCGUGAGGCACUUCACGAGCUGGCCCGGGAGAUGGAGGGCAGCGACAAGCCCCAGGAGCUGGCCCGCGUGUGCCUGGGCCAGGCCAACCGCCACUUUGGCAUGGCACUUGGCGCCCUGUUUGUCCAUGAGCACUUCUCAGCUGCCAGUAAAGCCAAGGUGCAGCAGCUGGUGGAAGACAUCAAGUACAUCUUGGGCCAGCGCCUGGAGGAGCUGGACUGGAUGGAUGCUGAGACCAAGGCAGCUGCCCGGGCCAAGCUCCAGUACAUGAUGGUGAUGGUCGGCUACCCAGACUUCUUGCUUAAACCUGAGGCUGUGGACAAGGAGUAUGAGUUUGAGGUUCAUGAGAAAACCUACUUCAAGAACAUAUUAAACAGCAUCCGCUUCAGCAUCCAGCUGUCGGUCAAGAAGAUUCGGCAGGAGGUGGAUAAGUCCACGUGGCUGCUGCCCCCUCAGGCACUCAAUGCCUACUAUUUGCCCAAUAAGAACCAGAUGGUAUUCCCGGCGGGCAUCCUGCAGCCCACGCUGUAUGACCCGGAUUUCCCACAGUCUCUGAAUUACGGCGGCAUCGGCACCAUCAUUGGACACGAGCUGACCCAUGGCUAUGAUGACUGGGGAGGCCAGUACGACCGCACAGGGAACUUGCUGCAUUGGUGGACCGAGGCCUCCUACAGCCGCUUUCUGCGCAAGGCCGAGUGCAUCGUCCGCCUCUACGACAACUUCACUGUGUACAACCAGCGGGUGAACGGGAAACACACGUUGGGGGAGAACAUCGCGGACAUGGGUGGCCUCAAGCUGGCCUACUACGCUUACCAGAAGUGGGUGCGGGAACACGGCCCGGAGCACCCGCUGCACCGGCUCAAGUACACGCACAACCAGCUCUUCUUCAUCGCCUUUGCCCAGAACUGGUGCAUCAAGCGCCGGUCGCAGUCCAUCUACCUGCAGGUGCUGACCGACAAGCACGCCCCUGAGCACUACAGGGUCCUGGGCAGUGUGUCCCAGUUUGAGGAGUUUGGCCGGGCUUUCCACUGUCCUAAGGACUCGCCCAUGAACCCCGUCCAUAAGUGCUCCGUGUGGUGAGCCUGGCCACUGGCCCACCUGCCUACCAGCCCACCUGCACGUCCCCAUUGCCCCGCACGACUCGCCUCCUGCCGGCUACCGGGCAGGCAUGCAGCCCUGGUACCGGGCCCUCCCUGGAGCCACUACCACCUCAGCGCUUCUGGGAGCUGGCCCCCUGCUGGUCCUCACCUCAGG
This is a messenger RNA of Ochotona curzoniae (black-lipped pika), 2599 nucleotides long. RefSeq names its product endothelin converting enzyme like 1 (gene ECEL1). Gene Ontology annotation, cellular component: plasma membrane. Gene Ontology annotation, molecular function: metalloendopeptidase activity. The coding region runs from base 98 to 2425 and encodes 775 amino acids. The record is from RefSeq and is a predicted model, not a curated record. NCBI's taxonomy places the organism in Eukaryota, Metazoa, Chordata, Mammalia, Lagomorpha, Ochotonidae. Gene Ontology annotation, biological process: protein processing. The transcript is spliced from 17 exons.